Messenger RNA from Sabethes cyaneus, 3972 nucleotides. It is a transcript of the gene Sec24CD, whose product is annotated as protein transport protein Sec24C. Bases 156 to 3362 code for a protein of 1068 amino acids. Gene Ontology annotation, molecular function: zinc ion binding; SNARE binding. Gene Ontology annotation, biological process: endoplasmic reticulum to Golgi vesicle-mediated transport; intracellular protein transport; COPII-coated vesicle cargo loading. NCBI's taxonomy places the organism in Eukaryota, Metazoa, Arthropoda, Insecta, Diptera, Culicidae. The record is from RefSeq and is a predicted model, not a curated record. Gene Ontology annotation, cellular component: endoplasmic reticulum exit site; COPII vesicle coat. The transcript has 10 exons.
ACGUGGAAAGUAAAGCAAAAUCGGUUGCAAAUUGUAUGCUUUUAUACUUAAAUUGCUUUUAAAUUAUGCUAAAAUCUGUGUUUUCUAGCAGCAGAGUGAUUAAUUGUACAGUUUAGUUGAUAAAAGUUUUAUUUUUGCAGUUUAAAUCGCUGCUAAUGAAUCCCCAAAUGGCUUCAUAUGGACAGCCCCCGCAGGGCUGGCAGCAGGCUCCAAUUGGCCAGGGUCCACCCCCACCUGUGAAUGGAGCUACGCAAAAUCUUCCCAACCAAUUUCAAAAUAUGUCACUCGGAGGGGCACCAAAAGCAAAUGUAAGUGGUCCACCGUUUCCAAACCGAGCAGAGGUUGGUAGACCACCAUCAAUGACAGCACCAGCUUCGGGAGGAUUUUUCCCAGCUGCAGCUCAGCCAUCAUUACAAAAUGGGCCCCCACCAGCACCCGGACAGAACUAUGGCCUUUCAAAUGGCCACCAACAAGCAUUGCCAGCUCAGCCAGGAAUGCCACCCAUGCCCUCUAUGUCAUCUGGUGUACCGCGUGCCCAGUUUCCACCAACUACCACACCCAGACCUGGUCAACCGCCUAUGGGCUAUCCCACGCAAGGAAUGCCUGGUGUCCCACCAGCUUUUCCGCCAACACAAGCGUAUCAACAAAUUCCGCAACAAACACCAACUCAGCAACCGCAGCAAUAUCCACCACAGCCAAAUCAAGUGCAGUAUCAACCACAAUCUGGUGCACCUUCACAACAACAACCACAACAUUUCACCGGUCCAACUGGAAUGCCUCCGAUGCCACCCACUGGUAACGUUCCCAAUCAAUACCCAUCCGGACCAGCUAUGCCCCCAGCAAUGACACCAGGAAUGCCACCGGUAUCGUCGGCUGGUGGAAUGCCUGUUUAUCCUCCGCAACCCGGCCAGAUGCCAGGUCCUCCUCAUCUACCGCCUCCGCAUGCUCAUGGAUAUAAUCAGCCUCCUGGUCCACAAGGAUUUAACCAGAUGCCCGGCUACCCGCAAGGCGGAAUGCCGUCGCCGCCACAGCAGAAACGUCUCGACCCGGACAGCAUGCCCAAUCCGAUUCAAGUAAUAAAAGAAAAUCAAUGCAAUUGUGGAGGAGUAUUUGCUACCAAUCAAGCCGGUUUGGUGCCACCUCUGGUGACUUCAGAUUUUAUAACACAGGAUCAAGGAAAUUCCGGUCCACGUUUCAUUCGCUCGACAAUGUAUAAUGUACCGAUUAAUACGGAUAUGAUGAAGCAGAGUGCAGUUCCAUUUGCACUCAUCGUUUCUCCAUUUGCACGUGUGGCCGAGAAAGAGUUAGCUCCACCGAUCGUCAAUUUUGGUGAACUGGGGCCCAUUAGAUGCAUUCGUUGUAAGGCUUACAUGUGCCCAUUCAUGCAAUUUAUUGACGGUGGUCGGCGUUUCCAGUGCUUGAUGUGCAAAGCCACCACGGAUGUACCUACUGAGUACUUCCAGCAUCUCGACCAUACUGGUCAGCGUAUGGAUAAAUACGAGCGUCCCGAACUGGUUCUCGGGACAUAUGAAUUCGUCGCGACCAAAGACUACUGUCGCAACAAUACGCCACCCAAGCCACCAGCGAUGAUUUUCCUGAUUGAUGUUUCCUACAAUAACAUUAAAUCGGGCUUGGUUCACCUACUUUGCUCGGAGAUGAAAAACAUUAUUCAAAACUUGCCUGUCGACGAAGGCCAGCAACGAAGCGCGAUGAAGGUGGGCUUCAUUACCUACAAUAGCUCGGUUCAUUUCUACAACGUAAAGAGCAGUCUUGCUCAGCCACAGAUGAUGGUCGUCGGAGACGUUCAGGAAAUGUUUAUGCCAUUAUUGGACGGCUUUCUUGUUGAUCCUGAAGAAUCAGCUGCCGUUAUUGACGCAUUAAUGGAACAAAUACCCAGAAUGUUUGGCGAUACCCGCGAAACGGAAACCAUUCUGUUGCCAGCGCUACAAGCAGGUCUUGAGGCUUUGAAAGCUUCAGAGUGCGCAGGUAAGCUGUACGUGUUCCAUUCUUCACUACCAACAGCGGAGGCGCCAGGAAAACUAAAAUUACGCGAUGAUCGAAAACUCUUAGGAACGGAUAAGGAGAAAACGGUACUAACUCCGCAAUCGACAGUUUACAAUAUGCUUGGUCAAGAAUGUGUUGGAGCCGGCGUAUCAGUAGAUCUGUUUGUAUUCAACAACUCAUACAUAGAUCUGGCCACUAUCGGUCAAAUUUCCAGAUUAACCGGUGGUGAAAUCUACAAAUAUACAUACUUCCAGGCCGACAUCGAUGGACAACGCUUAGUCAAUGAUUUAAUCAAAAACAUUUCGCGACCAAUCGCCUUUGAAACUGUUAUGCGUGUACGUACUUCAACUGGAAUAAGACCAACAGAUUUCUUCGGUCAUUUUUUCAUGUCCAACACUACCGAUAUGGAAAUUGCCAGCAUCGAUUGUGACAAAUCGGUGGCGAUUGAGAUCAAGCAUGACGAUAAGCUAACCGAUGACAAUGUAUUCAUACAAGUUGCACUUCUAUAUACCAGCUGUUCCGGGCAACGUCGUUUACGUAUUCUUAAUCUCAGCUUGAAAACUUGCAAUCAGUUGGCGGAUUUGUUCCGCACUUGCGAUUUGGAUACGGCAAUCUUGUUCUUCGCUAAACAAGGUCUCUUCAAAUUGCUGGAAAAUUCUCCGAAAAUGAUUAAAGAUUCGCUCAUCAAUCGGGCGGCGCAGAUCUUGGCUUGCUAUCGGAAAAAUUGCGCCUCACCAACUUCGGCAGGACAGUUAAUCCUGCCCGAGUGCAUGAAGCUGCUGCCAUUGUAUAUCUCGUGUUUACUGAAAAACGAUGCAUUUUCCGGUGGUUCCGAUCUGACUGUGGAUGACCGAUCGUACGUGAUUUACUUUGUUAUGAGCAUGGAUCUGCCGACUUCCGUUCAAUUCUUCUAUCCGCGUUUGGUACCGGUUCACGAUGUUAAGGUAGAUGAUACGAAUGUUCCAGCUUUCAUUCGCUGCACCGCUGAUAAGAUGAUGGAAGAUGGUGCUUAUAUCUUAGAGAAUGGCGUACAUAUGUUUAUGUGGCUUGGGCUGGGUUUGUCGUCAGAAUUUACACUAUCCGUGUUUGGAGCUCAAUGCACACAACAAAUUGACACUGAUCGUACGGGUUUACCAGUAUUCGAUAAUCCACUUUCCAAACGUGUGCGAGGUAUCGUCGAUAGUAUACAGAACGGAAAGCAUCGGUGCAUGAGGCUCACCCUGGUUAAGCAACGAGACAAAUUGGAGAGCGUUUUGCGUCACUUCCUGGUUGAAGAUCGUGGCAUGACUGAUGGUUCCGCUAGUUACGUGGACUUCCUCUGUCACAUGCACAAAGAGAUUCGAACAUUACUUAGCUAGCUGGAUUGCAAUGAGCACAGUUUUAGUAGUCGCUUCAGAUUUAUCUGUAACAAUAACAACAGUUACGGUUCAUCCACCAAUGCAAAUUGUACCACACGGUCAACGAACAACAACAGCAGUCAGAGCAAUGCGCAAUGCCAGCGGCAAGUGUUUGAAAGGAGCGAUGAAAAUGGAAAUUAUCCCUCGAAAAUCACCAGACACUAUCCACAACGACCACCAAGUGACGAUGCAGACGAUGAGAACGACACCAUCCAGGAAGAAGAUGAAGAGGAUGACGCGUGUUCGGCACAGUCUAACCAGUGUCACCAUAGUCACUACCAAGAACCAGCUGCAGCUGACAGAAGCAUCUCACAGAACCGUACUAAAGUAUUGCGAUACCGUAAAGCAUUCAUGGGAAAGUGGUAAUAAUUGUAACUGUUUCAAAUUAUACACAAUUAUUAUUUUUUAUUACUUUACAAUUAUUUUCCAAUUUAGAAAGAUAUAUAUAAAUAUAAAACACAUGUGCGGAAAUACCUAGUAACAACGCAUAAGAAAACUUUACUAGCGGGGCGUUUUGCUUAGAUGUUUAUAUUAAAUGUGUAAUGAAUCAAAUAAAUUCCUUAACAAACAA